Molecule: messenger RNA, 861 nt
Organism: Paramacrobiotus metropolitanus
Lineage: Eukaryota; Metazoa; Tardigrada; Eutardigrada; Parachela; Macrobiotidae
Product: trace amine-associated receptor 13c-like
Exons: 1
Coding region: 1-861 (286 amino acids)
Biological process (GO): neuropeptide signaling pathway
Cellular component (GO): membrane
Molecular function (GO): G protein-coupled peptide receptor activity
Source: RefSeq, a predicted model, not a curated record
AUGGCUGCAAACAAUACAACACUCCAUCAGCAUCAACUGUGGACGUCGCUGCUUAGCACCCAAGUCGGCAUCGCCGUAACCGCGCUGAUCCUCAAUGCAGCCAUUCUGAUUAAGCAUAUUCUUCAACCGUCCAUCAUCACUCAUUUUACAGUAUACCUUUUAGUACUGUAUUUGGCCAACGUGGUGUUUCUUCUCGGCGUGCGUCCCAUCCAAUUUUCUAACGAGAUUCAAGCGGCCGGGCAGUGGUCCUUCGGUCUCGGACUGUGUGUCCUCCACACGUACUUUCAGCGCGUAUUCUCCGUCAUUCCGGUGAUGUCGCACUUGUUAAUCGCGACAGACCGUUUCUGGGCGCUGCAGUUUCCGCACGCGUACCGCCAUCACCGCACCAUAAAAACCUCGUUACUGGUUUGCGCGGGAAUGAUCUGUUACGUCCACUGUUUUGCGCUGCCGGCGUUUAUCGUCCAUCUACCGUUUAUCCACGCCGGGCAUUGCCAACAGUCACCGCAACUACAGGACUGGUUCCGCGUGGAGAAUAUGAUGGACCGAUUUUUACCGCUUAUGCUGAUUCUAGGGAUUUAUGUAUAUAUUUUUAUUAAGCGCUGGCGGAGGCGCAAACCGUUAACGCCAAUGCGUGUGGCUGCCGAGGGAUCGCAGGGAUCCCGGUCGCUGCCGGACAGUUCGCGACGGGCCCUAGUGCGGCCGUUUGUGGUGCUAACGCUGACGACGCUCGGGGUGGCGGUUUGCUGGCUGCCCUUGGAUGUGUUCUUCUUCUGCAAAGUUUACUUAAACUAUGCGAUGCCAGAUACGGUGGCCGCCAGUUUCACGAUUCUGUUCACGUUGCAGAGCGUUUUGAUCCGCUGA